Messenger RNA from Cotesia glomerata, 767 nucleotides. It is a transcript of the gene Ube2g1, whose product is annotated as ubiquitin-conjugating enzyme E2 G1. NCBI's taxonomy places the organism in Eukaryota, Metazoa, Arthropoda, Insecta, Hymenoptera, Braconidae. Bases 146 to 652 code for a protein of 168 amino acids. The record is from RefSeq and is a predicted model, not a curated record. Gene Ontology annotation, biological process: proteasome-mediated ubiquitin-dependent protein catabolic process; protein polyubiquitination. The transcript is spliced from 6 exons. Gene Ontology annotation, molecular function: ubiquitin conjugating enzyme activity.
AUCACUCACUUCCGUAAACGCACCUAUACCUAGCCAUCUUUUUCCGAAAGUCAGGCAAAGAUAUAUACUAUUACCUGCAAAUUAUACUGUAAAAUUAAAAUUUUAAUAUUCUUAUAAAUAAAAAUUUUAAUUAAACACUUUAUUAAUGUCAGAGCCACAGUCCGCACUUUUAUUAAGGAAACAGUUAGCAGAAUUAAAUAAAAACCCAGUAGAAGGGUUUUCAGCUGGCCUCAUAGACGACAAUGAUAUUUACAGAUGGGAAGUGCUCAUUAUUGGACCUCCGGAUACAUUAUAUGAAGGAGGAUUUUUCAAAGCUCACUUACAAUUUCCCAAAGAAUAUCCACUCAGGCCACCAAGAAUGAAAUUCAUCACAGAAAUAUGGCAUCCUAACAUCGAAAAAAAUGGUGAUGUUUGUAUAUCGAUCUUACAUGAACCUGGUGAUGAUAAAUGGGGCUAUGAAAAAGCAUCAGAACGAUGGCUACCCGUCCACACUGUCGAAACAAUCCUCAUUAGCGUUAUUAGUAUGCUUGCUGAUCCUAAUGAUGAAAGUCCUGCUAACGUUGAUGCCGCCAAAGAGUGGAGGGAAAGUUAUUCAGAAUUCAAGCGAAAAGUUGCUAGGUGUGUACGAAAAAGCCAAGAAGAGUGUUUGUAGGGGUAAAAAAACUAUAAAAAAAUGAUAACUAAAAGACUUAUUUAAUUUUGGGACAUUGCAUGCACGGCUUACUUAAUACCAUCUUUACAAUAAUACGUUUAAAAAUUUGGAUACA